AUGGCCGAACGGAUCCCUCCGGACGAGCAAUCGAAUUACGAGACUUUCAGGGACUGUCUGAGUGAGCCGAUUCUGAGAGCUUUAGCGGCACCCGUCGAGAACCCGAAGAAAAAGAGCAAGAAGAAGAGGGCUAGUAAGAGGGGGAAGAAUGGCGAAACCAGGUUAGAAGAGAUGGGUGCGGAUGGGAAGGCAGAUGGAGCGGACGGAGAGAGCGAGGAGAGCGCUGCCGAGGAUUUGGGGGAGUUCAUCGAUUACCUCUCGAGCAUCAUCUUCCCCAGCCUGCCAGAUGCCGUGCGAACGCUCAGCUACUCCAAGUUCAAAGACUCGCCGCACCUCCAGGAACGCUACUCCACGCCCCUAUCCGCCCCAUGCGCAACAGAGUCGCUCAACACCAUCCCACCACUAGCAAUCGACUCCCUCGAAAGCUACGCCCUCCUCCCACCCACCUCAGACCCCACAGACCAGCACAACUUCUUCACCCCCCUGCUCACCAGCUACAUCUCCGCCGCCACCUCGCCCCCACCUAUCUGGUCCACGACGCGUACCGCUGAAUGCGAGCUCUGCGGUCGCUCCUGGAUCCCGCUGACCUACCACCACUUGAUCCCGAAGAGCACGCAUGAGAGGGUGCGCAAGAGGGGCUGGCAUACGGAGGAUAGGCUGAAUAGUGUGGCGUGGCUUUGUAGGGCUUGUCAUAGCUUUGUGCAUCGGCUGGCGGGGAAUGAGGAGUUGGCGAAGGGGUACUAUUUGAUGGAGUUGAUUCGUGAGGGUGGCGUGGAGGGGGAGAAGAGGGAGGUGGUUGGGAAGUGGAUUCGAUGGGUUGGGGGCGUUAGGUGGAAGAGUCGGUAA
This is a messenger RNA of Trematosphaeria pertusa, 846 nucleotides long. RefSeq lists its product as uncharacterized. The transcript is spliced from 2 exons. The coding region runs from base 1 to 846 and encodes 281 amino acids. Lineage: Eukaryota; Fungi; Ascomycota; Dothideomycetes; Pleosporales; Trematosphaeriaceae. The record is from RefSeq and is a predicted model, not a curated record.